This is a messenger RNA of Akanthomyces muscarius, 858 nucleotides long. RefSeq lists its product as uncharacterized. The record is from RefSeq and is a predicted model, not a curated record. The transcript has 4 exons. Lineage: Eukaryota; Fungi; Ascomycota; Sordariomycetes; Hypocreales; Cordycipitaceae. Bases 1 to 858 code for a protein of 285 amino acids.
AUGCUCUGGACACUCCCAGCUAUUAUUCUUGCAGGCACUGCCUCGGCGCACACUGCUGCCUUUGUCAAGGGCAUGUACUGCGAGGGUGGCCCUGACCCCAACAACUACAAUCCCAAUUCCAACACGCCCGUCAAUCCUCUAUACCAACUGACCAAAGACGAGUGGUGGAUGCAAAAGACGCUGGGCUGUCUCAACAACCCUCCAAAGAAUGGCGACUCCGUUGCUCUCCCAGCCGGUGGCCAGUUCACCGUAGAGCUUGCACACAACCAGGCUCAGACGAGCCUCUCCUUUAAUGGCCAGCACGCCUCCGAGUGGCCGGAUGGCCAGAACCACCCCGAGGACUGGCGUGGCCCUGGAAACCCUCCCGGCUGCAUUCAAGACGAUGGCGCCAUGCAUGCCCACGACCAGUCUACGACAGCCGGCACGGCCUGGGCCAUCUCCUACGAGUCCGACAUUAGCAAGGUCACCAUGGAGAACCUAGUCGUUUUUUCUGUCCUUGAACACACGCCUUGGAAGCGAAUGGCUACCUACAACGUUCCGAAAGACCUCCCCCCUUGCCCGCCUGGCGGCUGCUACUGCGCCUGGCUCUGGGUUCCUGAUGGCUGCGGCCAGCCCAACAUGUACAUGGCAAACUACAAGUGCCAUGUCACAAACACUUCGUCGAACCGCAAGCUCGCUACGGCCAAGGCCCCAGUCUACUGCAAGGAUAACCAGUCCAAGUGUGUCGGUGGAGCCAAGCAGAUGAUUGCCUGGAACCAAAAGGAAGGAAACAACGUCCAGACCCCUAGUGGUACUUCUCCUGGCUACAACCGUGGCAUGGGCUUCGCCCCUGGUGCUCAAAACGACAUUUUCCAGUGA